AUGCCCCUAACCUUGUCCCCGCCACGCCUCCUCCUUCUCCUUCGCCGCCGCCAAGCCAAGGUCCAGGAGCCGCGCUCCACGGCCCGCCCAUGCCGUGGAGCGCGGCUCAGCUGUGCCCCUGACGAGGUCGCGGCCACAGACGCCGAGCAGCAGCAGGGAGAGGAGGAGGAGGAGUUGGUGCUGCUCGCCUCCUACCGCACCGCCUUCAACGAGGUCAUCAUGGUCAUUGACUCGCCCUCCAACCGCUACCUCGUCCUCGACCCCACCCGCAACGUCCACAGCAUUCUCCCCAAGAAGAGCGCCUGGACCAAUUCCUACUGGGAUGAGUGCGUCAGCCUGCCUACCGUUGUUCCACGAGGUCCUGUUGCACUUCUAGGUUUGGGUGCUGGGACAGCAGCACAUAUGAUGCUGGAAGUAUGGCCUUGGAUACAGCUUAUCGGAUGGGAGAUUGAUCCGACGGUAAUUGAAUUGUCGAGGGAUUAUUUUGGUAUGUCCACUUUAGAGAAGACCACGGAACUAGGUGGUUCACUUUCGGUGCAUAUUGGCGAUGCACUUUCCCCAUCGGCUACAGUCGAAGGAGGAUUUGCUGGUAUUGUUGUUGAUUUAUUUGCUGAUGGAAAAGUCUUACCUCAGCUACAGGAAGCUGAAACUUGGUUAGAGAUUGCGAAGAAGCUGAUGCCCGAUGGUCGAAUCAUGGUCAACUGCGGUGCGGGAGAUACCGCCAUAUCUCUUGCCGCCGACGCGGAUGUUUCCUCCUGGGUUCAGAAUCCCACAAUCAAGGCUCUAUGCUCUGCAUUUCCAGGGCAACUAAACUGGAAGAGGCUUUCGGAGAAGGAGAGCGUAAACUACGUCGCGUUGACGGGUCCCCUUCCGGAUUUGGAGGAGUGGUCAACCUCGGUUCCUAGCGAGCUGAGCCUGAGAGUGAAACAAUGGGUGCCUUGCGAGCUCGCAUGA
Messenger RNA from Triticum turgidum subsp. durum (durum wheat), 954 nucleotides. Lineage: Eukaryota; Viridiplantae; Streptophyta; Magnoliopsida; Poales; Poaceae. The record is from the annotation of a GenBank genome assembly.